Messenger RNA from Acytostelium subglobosum LB1, 675 nucleotides. RefSeq lists its product as hypothetical. The transcript is spliced from 2 exons. NCBI's taxonomy places the organism in Eukaryota, Evosea, Eumycetozoa, Acytosteliales, Acytosteliaceae. The record is from RefSeq and is a predicted model, not a curated record. Bases 1 to 675 code for a protein of 224 amino acids.
AUGGGUGUUACAUCGACCACAACAAAUCCCUCGACUGGCAACUACACCACUGGUGGUCUCUCAACUGCUGAUACCACUGCAAUGCCAAUGGGAGUUACUUCGACCACUACCAAUCCCUCAACUGGAAACUAUACCACUGGUGGUCUCUCAACCGCUGAUACCACCGCCAUGCCAAUGGGUGUUACAUCGACUACGGGCAAUCCUUCGACUGGCAACUGGACCACUGGAGGAAUAACUACUGGCACUCCAGCUCCAAACACCACCACUGGCUAUAUCACAGGAUCAGGUAGAUCUACAGGUGAUACUACGGCCAUGCCAAUGGGGGUCACCUCCACAACCUCCAGUUCAUCGAGCUCGACUGAUACCACCACCGAGAUGUCUUCAACUCAGCAGGGUACCACAGCCCAAUCAACCUCUGAGCACUCCACAACAGCAUCUGGUCACUCGACCACUGCAAAGACCACUACCGGCCAUACCAUCAGCUCAUGGUCUACUACCAAACAAUCAUCGACCCAUGUUGGACAGGAUGCUACCCUCUGCAAUAAUCAAGACCAAGAUUGUCUUGCCAGACAAUCAGUCAUGGGUGAUAAUCAAUACCAUUCAUUGGCCACCACACAAGCUAAUGUGUAUCCUGGCAUUCUCAUUGCCACUCUAGUUCUAUCUAUCUUGGUGUAA